Molecule: messenger RNA, 3198 nt
Organism: Nematostella vectensis (starlet sea anemone)
Lineage: Eukaryota; Metazoa; Cnidaria; Anthozoa; Actiniaria; Edwardsiidae
Exons: 15
Coding region: 236-2848 (870 amino acids)
Cellular component (GO): plasma membrane
Molecular function (GO): protein binding
Source: RefSeq, a predicted model, not a curated record
ACACCAAAUACCAGGGUCAUCAGCAUCCACUAUUUCAACUUUGCUGAUUUAAUCAUCGCACGCAUCACCGGCUAGGACUGCGCGUUCAUUAAUUGUAUUCUCGUUCGUGAUGAAUGUGUGAUGUUAGCGUCGCACGUACGGCGCCAAAAGCGAAUAUGGACGACUAAUGUUCUCUCUGGCCAUAGUACUUAUUAUGCAGUUCUACUGUUUCAGCGGGUAUUUCUAACGGUUUAAAAUGCCAAAGCAGUUGGUAUUAAUUCUUAUUUGUUUUCUCUCUAUUAGGGCCAUCGAUGCCGCUUCCAGCAGUACAUGGAUUUGGUCACAAUACAACAAAUCUGUCUGUAUUAACGAUGGCGAGGAAGCCACACUGACUUGGAAAGUGACUCUGAACUCGGGAGAACAAAUCGGAGCUGUCGAGAUCUGGCAGCAAGCUGUAGCGGGUGGAUCACCGGUCAAGAUGUACUCCACCGUGAGUGACAGACCCGAGCCUGUGUUCGCUGAUCGAAUGAUGUCAGUAUCGCAUACAGGCUCAACCCCUACAUAUAACGUCGUUUUCACCCUGAAAGUCAUUAAAAGCAAGGAUGGAUUCGGCGCCAACAAAAUACAAUGUCGCGUGACAGCAAAUAACUUUCAUACCGGCCAACCCCCAUUAGAAACUCUACUCAACGUUCAGGCUCCUAUUAGCAAGUUGAGUGUGAUCGUUCCAAGUGCAGUGAACGAGUCCGACUCAGUGCGCAUGACAUGUCAAGCUGAAGGCAGUCCCGAUCCUAAGCCGACAUUUCGAUGGUUCAACGCCAAAGGCGAGGAGAUAGGCAACGACAGUUUCUACACUGUCCCAUCGGUACAUCGCGACAGGCCGGGGCCAUACACGUGCUUAGCUACGGAUGGAUGUGGACACAUUCACAGAUCCAACGCUACACUUACCGUACAGUACAAACCAGACUUUACAAAACUGACCAAGAAGUCGCCCGCCCAAGACACAGUUUGUCUGAAUGCCAGCAUCACAUUGACCUGUAGUGCGUCAGCAGUUCCUACGGUCAGCAGCUACAUUUUCUAUAAUAAUAACGUCAUGCUUGUGACCCAGUCCGACUCGGAAUACGUGGCAAAGGCAACCAAUGAAGGAAUCAAUACGUUUACUUGUGUCCCUGUGAAUAUCGUUGGGAAAGGCGCCAGUUCCUCGGUUAUUGUAACAGCGAAAGAGGGACCAGUCAUUGCAGCUUUCAAUUCGUCAAACCUUGUCGUCGUCGAGGGAGCAUCUGUCAAUCUUUACUGCCAUGCAACCGGCACAAGUCCUUUAGAAGUAACCUUACAACGAUAUAACAGCCAGGCCAGCUCUCCACUGAGCAACUCUACCAGUUACACGUUUAGUGCCAUCAAGAAGAAUGACCAGGGUGACUACAUGUGUUCAGCAACCAACGGGGACGAGUGUGCAAUCGCAAGAAAGCUACUUCGUAUCAAAGUCGACUAUGUGAACUUCAUCAAACCUCCAAAUUUGUGUAAAACCAAGGACGCGUUAGACGUCACCAUCACCCUGGCAACAAACCUGGAAACGAGGCCCUUUGUCAUGUGUAACACGGGUGAGGCACGUGUGCUGGCCUUUCCCGCCCAAAGUGGAAGUAAGAACGCGACGUACGCCAUGAAGGCUACAGAUGGAGAGAACGUCACAUGCUCUGUAGAAGGGUUUCCCCUGGGCCGCGUUACCUACUAUCUAGGCCAAAAUACCACGGUCGUGAUGACAUUCACAAUAUCAAACAGAGAGACGACGGUAACGGACGGCCGGUAUAACGUCAGUGGUACAGUUUGGCGAGACAUCAAUCUAUUGAUCAGCGAUGUAUUAGGAUCGUGUCUUCGGGAUUAUCAGUUAUCAUUCAGACCUGGAAGUCUGAUAGUUGAUGUUACAUAUACAUUGACGGGUGACGUCAAAGAUCCUCAAACGUUCUUCAAGGAAGGGCUUAUUGGAAAUGCACCGAAGUAUAACUUUACCAUCGUCCCCGAGAGUAUACAGCCGCUACAAACAUUUAUGACGCAUCACACGCCAUCUCCCGUGACUGCCAAGUCAGGCUUGACGACCGAAGACAUUAUCCUUAUCGUGGUGGGGAUAGUCAUCUUUUUGCUUGUUGUGAUUAUUGUUACAUAUUGCGUCUGCACCAAAGGAAAAAGAAGAAAGAAAGAGGACAGGAAGAAAAUGUACGAGGACGGGCGAGACACAGAAGGACCGUCACCGUACGCACAGGACGGCCCAGCAGCCGAGUAUCCGGUGAAGAAGAGAGAGCGCAAGAAGACACCAACUAAGCCAAAUCAAGAGAUGAUCUUGGAGGUUGAUGCCGGUCAAAGGGAUGACGACGCCGAUUCUUAUGACGAGGCGAUCAGAAAGAGUUACCAGGGACCGCCCUACGCAGAGAUAUCCCACGUCCCGAACAACGCCUACAGCACUGACACUAACAGGUCUAACAAGUCUACACUUCCCAAAAAAUGCUUUCCUCCCGGACCACCGUCCCUGAACCUUGGGCCAAGAGAUGUCACUGACACGUCAAUCAAAGUGAGAUGGACUCCGCCUACUAAUAAUGGUGGCGGCCGCAUUAGAGACUAUAAGGUCGAAGUCGGCUCGCUCGUUGUCGAAGGGGUAACGAGUACUUCUCUCCUCUGCCCUGACCUCAAACCUUACACCAAGUAUCUCGUGCGCGUGUAUGCACGAAAUGCCGCUGGAAUGGGGACUGCGGCUUUGCAAUACGUCACCACGAAUAGACCAAGAGGUGGAACACUACCAACGGGAUCUACAAACGCCGCUUAUUCAAACAAUGCCUACGGACCUGAGUGGGACACGGAGUCCGAAGAGUACAUUUGCUAACGUGUUUAAUUAAUUUGUCAUGCCUGGGACUGGGUUGAACCUCUUUUGGACACUUUCCCGCGUUUUUUCUUAACCAAUCAGUCGUCAAUAGAGUGAUUUUCAAAAUCCCGUGCACCAAAGUGUAGUUGUUAAAAUGUAAUAGUGAAGCCAGAACAAAAGAAAAGAAAGACAUUACAGUUUAUUAGUACUAAAUAAACUAAAUAGUAUUUCACGGCUUUUUGAAAACCACUCUAUAUCGCAAUAACCAGAUAUAUUUAUAACAUAAAAACAUAGAGCAAUAUAAUUUCAUAUAACAAUACCUAAAUCAAUUUUGUAUUAAUUUAUAAUGUAAUAAAGUCACCCGCAAUAGA